Molecule: messenger RNA, 1569 nt
Organism: Adineta steineri
Lineage: Eukaryota; Metazoa; Rotifera; Eurotatoria; Adinetida; Adinetidae
Source: the annotation of a GenBank genome assembly
AUGCUUGAUUUAACAGGAAAUAGUAAUAAUAAUCGUCGACAUAGUUUAGAUUUAUCUGAUAGUAUGUCAAUUCUUUCUCUUCAUUGUCGUCAUAAUCAUCAUCUUAAUGGAAAUAUUUAUACAAAUAUGGUUUCUGGUGGAGAUGCAUCAACAGUUAAUACUGAAACUCAAACAUCUCAUUUAGCAGGUGGUGGUGGAUCAUCAUCAUCAUCGUCUUCAACAAAUUCAUCACGUACACAAAUUCAUCAAUCACAACAACAACAACAACAUAUACAUCCAUCAACUCAUUUUCCUCCAUGGCCUGCACAUCAUUCACAACCAUUGUUUUAUCCAGUAGUUUCUUAUCAUCCUAUUUAUUCAUAUCCACCAUCAACAUCAACAGCAAUUCAACAUCCACCAGCACCACUUUGUAUUCAUCCACCACCAACAACAAUUAGUAGUUCAUCAUCAGAUAUAUAUAGUCAUCAUCAUGAUACAAAUAGUCCAAUUAUAACUUCACUUCAUAGUCAACCAAGCGAUGAGAAAUCAUCAACAUCAUCUUUUCAACGUAAUAGUCGUUCAUCAUCAUCAUCUUUACUUUCAGCUAAUUCACAACGUUUAAGUCAUCAUCAAUUAACUGAACAACAUGAUCAUUGGUGGCUUGAUAUUCCAUCAACAACAAUAUUUCGUAUGUCAUCAUGUUAUGCUUAUCAAACAAGUUCAAUUGAUGUACCUAUUAAAAAUAAUGGUUCAAUUGACAUAACAUUAACUGUUAAUAUUCAUAAAUGGGAUAUUAUUUCAGAUACGAGUUCAACAUCGAAUGAACAUCAUCAAAUAAUUCCAUUUCAAUUAGAUAAAACUGAAUAUAUGAUUAAAUCUCAACAAGAAAUCAUGAUUAAAGUACAUUUUUGUCCAUUUCAAACAGGCAAUUAUCAAUGUAAAAUAAAUAUAAAAUGUCAAUUUUGUCCUCAACAUCAAUCACCAUCAUCAACUUCACUUGUCACAUUAGUUGGUGUCUGUCAUGAUCCUCGAAAUGAGCAUCCAAUAUUACUUUCAUCAAUUAAAGAACAACAACGAAAUUCGGAUGAAAAUCUUAUCAAUCGAACAUCAUCACAAAGUCAAGUAUCAGAUAUGUCUUUAGCAUCAACAACAGCACAAAGUGAUGGUGAUCUUACAUCCACCAGUCAACAUCGACAAAAAGAUGCUAUACUUGAUAUUGCCAAUCAGAUUGGUAUUGAACAAAAUAUACUUGAUUUUGGUCAAGUUUGUAUUAAUGAAGACUCAACAACAAAUUCCAAAACACUUAAAUUAACAAUUAAAAAUUAUAGUCGAACAGAUCCUUGUGAUGUUGAUAUAAAUGAACCACAUUUACCAUUCUGUAUAAGUGUACGUCGUGCUACAAUUAGAGAAAAAUCAUUUGUUAAAUUAACGUGUAAAUUUCGUCCGAAGAAAAUCGGUCUCUAUAGUGAAAAUGUAACAUUAGUUAUAAAACGACGAAAUAAUUUUAAAACAACAAUUACAUUAACAGGUCGAUGUAUUAUGGAUAAUAUCAAUACAGUUUCAUAUGAUUCAAUUGAAAAUGAAGAAUAG